Ambispora gerdemannii is the source of this 912-nucleotide messenger RNA. Lineage: Eukaryota; Fungi; Glomeromycota; Glomeromycetes; Archaeosporales; Ambisporaceae. The record is from the annotation of a GenBank genome assembly.
AUGAAAUUUCGUAAAAACUACACGAAAGGAGUCUACUCAUCUCUUGAUGUAUUUAUUCAGUUCUCACCCGAAAUCAUUUUUCAGAUCCUUGGUCAAUUAACACCCAGUGAUAUUUUUACUGUCGCAUUAGUGAACAAGCAUUUAUAUGGUUAUACGCGAGACGAUUAUCUAUGGCACGUAGUGUGUGUGAAUCAAUUUGGGAAAAUGUUUGCCAAGAAAAUUAUUACAAACCUGAAAGAAAAUUCUAAACAAAUUCAAUGUAAUUGGAAGCAAAUUUGUAUUGAGCAAUAUCGAAAAACCACUUUUCUUGCUGAAAAAUGUGAAAUCACUUCCUUUUGGCUUCAUGAAUUCGGAAUUGCUGAAAUCAAUACACGAGACGCAUACAUUGUGGAUUAUGAAAAAAGUAAAUGCGGGAAAAUCAUUCAAUUACCUUCACAAGAUGAGCGACUUUAUUUUUUAAGUUUAUCAGCAGUUCUCAAAAAUGUUCUUGCUGGGACGUAUCACGUUAUUUGGAGAAUGCGCAUACAUCAUUUAUCAGUACUAAAAGGAACUAAAUUCAUAACAAAAGUCGUUGACGAGAACAUCAAUAACCCUAAUUUUGAACCCAAGCAAUACAUUUACCAUCCAAGACACUACGAUUAUUCGCAAACCACAUUCGAAAAAGGAUUUGUCGAUUAUCAAUUACCAUUUAAACUCGAAAUACCAUCAUUCAGCAACAAUAAUCAAAAUUGUAAUGUCUACCUAUCGUUUGAAUGUGCAGCUGGUAUACCGUGGUUUGCGCACAAACUGAAACUCGAUUUUGUCUAUUUGUAUCCAUGUUGUAAUAAACCAGCCUCAUAUAAACGCAGUAUCACGAAAAUGUGGUCGAAAAUUAAACAUAAACUCCCGCGCGUUACUCUUUCUCGCCAAUAA